UGUUCAUUCCUCUUUCGGCAGUCAAUCGGUGCGGUUGCAUUUUCAGUCAGUCUAUUGCCUCGUCGCCUCCUACCAAUAACCAAGUGUGGUUUACAAAAUUUUCAACUUGAAUUGCAAAGUUUCAAUUCAGUUUUUCAAACAAUUUUCGUCGUUUGUUGUUAAAUAAAACAAAAAGCUUACAAAAUGUGUGACGAAGAAGUUGCUGCAUUGGUUGUCGACAAUGGCUCCGGCAUGUGCAAGGCUGGUUUCGCUGGCGAUGAUGCGCCCCGCGCUGUCUUCCCAUCGAUUGUGGGCCGUCCACGUCAUCAGGGCGUGAUGGUCGGUAUGGGCCAAAAGGACUCGUAUGUGGGUGAUGAGGCACAGAGCAAACGUGGUAUCCUCACCCUGAAGUAUCCCAUUGAGCACGGUAUUGUGACCAACUGGGAUGAUAUGGAGAAGAUCUGGCAUCACACCUUCUACAAUGAGCUGCGUGUGGCUCCCGAGGAGCACCCUGUCCUCUUGACCGAAGCCCCCCUCAACCCUAAGGCCAAUCGCGAGAAGAUGACACAGAUCAUGUUCGAGACCUUCAACACACCCGCCAUGUAUGUGGCCAUCCAGGCGGUGCUCUCGCUCUAUGCUUCCGGUCGUACCACUGGUAUCGUUCUCGAUUCUGGUGAUGGUGUUUCCCACACGGUGCCCAUCUAUGAGGGUUAUGCCCUGCCCCAUGCCAUCCUCCGUCUGGAUUUGGCCGGUCGCGAUUUGACCGAUUAUCUGAUGAAGAUCCUCACUGAGCGUGGCUACUCUUUCACCACCACUGCCGAGCGUGAAAUUGUGCGUGACAUCAAGGAGAAGCUCUGCUAUGUGGCUCUCGAUUUCGAGCAGGAGAUGGCCACCGCUGCCUCCAGCUCCUCUCUGGAGAAGUCCUAUGAGCUUCCCGACGGUCAGGUCAUUACCAUCGGUAAUGAGCGUUUCCGUUGCCCCGAGGCCCUGUUCCAGCCCUCAUUCUUGGGUAUGGAGGCGUGCGGCAUCCAUGAGACCACCUACAACUCGAUCAUGAAGUGCGAUGUCGAUAUCCGUAAGGAUCUGUAUGCCAACACAGUGCUGUCUGGUGGCACCACCAUGUACCCAGGCAUCGCUGACCGUAUGCAGAAGGAGAUCACCGCUCUGGCCCCAUCCACCAUGAAGAUCAAGAUCAUUGCACCACCAGAGCGCAAAUACUCCGUAUGGAUCGGUGGCUCCAUCUUGGCAUCGCUUUCCACCUUCCAGCAGAUGUGGAUCUCCAAGCAGGAGUACGAUGAGUCCGGCCCAUCCAUUGUGCACCGCAAGUGCUUCUAAGCAGCGACGCCAACCAACAGGGAGGAGCAGCAAGUGGAGUGGCAACAACACCAACAACAACUUCUAUGUGGAGCUGCACGCUAUGUUAAAUUCACACAUCAUCUUCGUCGUCGUCUUGUUGUGUUCUAGCAUUAAUUUAAUUUAUUUCACAUGAGAUAUAUGAUAAAUGCAUAAUA
Drosophila mojavensis is the source of this 1490-nucleotide messenger RNA. Its product is annotated as actin-5C. Bases 184 to 1314 code for a protein of 376 amino acids. Lineage: Eukaryota; Metazoa; Arthropoda; Insecta; Diptera; Drosophilidae. The transcript is spliced from 2 exons. The record is from RefSeq and is a predicted model, not a curated record. Gene Ontology annotation, biological process: mitotic cytokinesis.